Molecule: messenger RNA, 2451 nt
Organism: Metarhizium album ARSEF 1941
Lineage: Eukaryota; Fungi; Ascomycota; Sordariomycetes; Hypocreales; Clavicipitaceae
Product: Winged helix-turn-helix transcription repressor DNA-binding protein
Exons: 4
Coding region: 1-2451 (816 amino acids)
Biological process (GO): regulation of transcription by RNA polymerase II
Molecular function (GO): DNA-binding transcription factor activity, RNA polymerase II-specific; RNA polymerase II cis-regulatory region sequence-specific DNA binding
Source: RefSeq, a predicted model, not a curated record
AUGGAGCAAGACAACCCACCGGCGCGUGCUGCCGUCAAAUCGAGGAAGCGUCCACAAUCCCGCGCCUCGACCACAUCCGUUCACAGCGCCGCAACACAACCUCCCAUGGACCAGUCGGCCUUUGCGGACUCAUCAGCCAUGUAUGCCGGUCAAUGGAUUCCGAACGACCAUGGCCACGGAAAGGACAUGGGUCCAGGCCCGCAAAUGUCGCCGGAGGACAUGAUUCUCCAAGCUGCCACCCACAUGCAGACGGCAAACCACGACUUUUCCAUGGACGGUUCAAUGGGAGCUGCCAUGGCUCAUCCUCACCACCACCAUAUCUCUUACCAGCAGCAGCAGCAGCAUGCCAUGACAAGACAUCCUCUUCCCGCCGAGCAGUACGUCGCCGCCAACGCAAGCUUCACCGAGGGAGAUGGCCAGAUGCUCGACCGUGAUGACAACGAGGAUGGUGAUUCCAUGUCUGGUCCCAUUGGCGCCGCAAAGCCGGCGGCCACUCGAUCCAGCGCCAAUAAUGAGCUCGAAAUGAGGCAACUUUUCACGGCAAACCGCCAUCGCAAGCUCCAAGACGUUGCCGGCGAACUGCAUGGUAACGAGCGAGGCCCCAACUCUGAGCGGACCCGUCAGGUUUUUGCCAUGUUAUGGAUCAAUUCUGUCUGUUCUAAAGGCAAAGGCUCUGUACCCCGCGGUCGCGUGUACGCAAACUAUGCAUCGCGAUGUGCCACCGAGAGAAUCACGGUCCUGAACCCUGCUAGCUUCGGAAAGCUGGUCCGCGUUCUCUUCCCCGGUCUCAAAACCCGUCGCCUGGGCGUUCGCGGAGAAUCCAAGUAUCAUUACGUCAAUUUUUCUCUCGUCGACGAUCAACCAAAUUUGAGGGAGUCGCAGCUACCUGCACCUAGGCCGCUCCCCGAAGCCAAGAGUCUCUUUCAAAAUUUCAACACAUCGGUUCAAAGCAACACGGCAAGCCGUGGUUCCCUGCCCUCGCCCCAAGAAGCUGCUCAAAGCCAGACGACCCCUAAUCCUGCUAAAUCAUCCGCCAGGUCUCAUAGUCUCUACAACCAACCUGACUUGGCCAGUAUCGACAAUAUCCGAAAUACUUCAACCAAGACGGAGCUUGAGCUCUCAUUCCUCCCUGGGGACGAUGACCCAGUAGAUCAGCAUGACGUUCUUGCGCUUCCGGCUAUUGAAUUAUACCUUCCUCAGGGGACAGAUCCUGAUGCUGCCAAGUCGUUGUCCGCGCUGUAUCGCUCACAUUGUACAUCACUAGUUGAAUGCAUCCGAUACUGCAGAGAGAAGACUUUCUUCCACUUAUACACAUCUUUCCAAGGCACUCUUACCAUGCCAGUCCAAAAACUGUUUGGACAUGCCUCUAUAGCGCCGUGGAUUGAGGGAUGUGAUUACGUUUUAUAUCAACGCAUGAUGAGCAUUAUUUCCGGGCUCACCCUUCAAGUGGUACCAAAACCGGUUCUCGACACCCUCCGCAACAUUUCAGAGAGACUGGGGCCACAUAUUCGCGAGUCCUUUCAAGGACAGCCCCAGCAUGUUCUGUCUGCCAAAGAAGCACCCGCGGCCCUCUUUUCAGGCCUGAUAGACCGAGCACUGCGGGUCAAUUUGACGGCCCACGCAGCAGCAAACAUGUUGUCGAAUCCUGCCAACAGAGAUCAAAUGUAUGUCGACUGGAUCACCAUGAUUCGUGCCAGGAAGAUUGCAGAGUGUGUCCCAACGCGCGGCAUGGACGACGUGGUAGACAUUCUGGUCACAGAGAUGAGAGACCUUCUUGAUCCCGUCAAUGUUCCGUGGGAGGUUGAGUGCCUGGCAAUUUACGGGGAUGUGGUUACCAGAAGCGGUAGACAACCCGAGGAUGGCAGUGGAUCAAACUCGACGGGCCAGAAUGUUCUGGAGAGAUGGGUGAGCUUUUUGCAGAACCUGCCAAACAAAUUCCCUUACGCUUCGCACACCGAUAUUGUGUGGUGUGUUGAGCGGGUAGGUACCUCGGUCAUGCGUGAUCUCACGCUUGCCCAAGGCAAGAGUUUCGGCUCUUGGUGGGUGACGAAGACUUGGGUUGACGAGAUGGUUUGCUUCUUGGCAGAGCAGGGCGGUUUUAUGAAACCUAGGCCUCACGCCCAGCCAUCCAUAAACACGUUUACCAACACUGAGACGGCAGAUAGGGAGUCCAGUCGUCAAAACUCACGGUACAACAGCGAUGGUGAUGAAUUAAGUCUCUCCUCCAAUGUAUCUCAGUCACAACCUGGAAGGGCUCCGUUUCCGCCGCCGCCGCCGCCGCCGAACAACCAUCAGGCAACACUAGGUGUUGGUGGUGGAGAUCCUCACGACGACAGCGGGAUUGGUAUCCGAACACCAGAAGAAGACUUCCCGGUGGACAAGUUUGCUUUCACAGCAAAUGAAAAUGGUGGCAUGGCAUCAGCAGAGUUGAGAACUGGGACGAGUUUAUAA